AUGACCCACGGUCGACAACACCGUAUUCUAUAUACAGCCACAAAAGUUCACCCUACUCAGAAUUCUGAACCUUGUGCUUUGGUUUCCAUGGAGAACAUCCGCUUCAUCUCCACAACUUAUGUUCAACCCAAAAACCAAAUUGAUCACCAGUUUACUAAACUAGAAUUAACUCCCUGUGAUGUUCAAUUACUGCUUGUGGACACAAUCCAAAAAGGCCUCCUCUUCCACAAACCCGACAAGCAGAGCUUGAAGCUCAUUGAGCACCUGAAAGUCUCCUUCUCACGCACAUUGGACAUCUUCUACCCACUUGCUGGCAGGCUCGCCGUCACGGCAAACGAGGACGACAACACCACUUCAUUCUCCUUGGACUGCAAUGGGGCCGGGGCCGAAUUUGUCCAUGCAGCCGCGGAUGGUGUCACCGUGGCCCAUAUCCUCGACCCUGUACUUGUUCCGGACAACAUCGUCUACUCUCUCUUUUUGAUGAAUGGGGUUCUAAACGACGAAGGUAAAUCCAAACCCUUGCUUGCAGUGCAAGUAACCGACCUUGUUGAUGGCAUUUUCAUUGGUAUGACUAUGAACCACUCUGUUGGUGAUGGUACAUGCUUCUGGAAUUUCUUCAACACUUGGUCCGAAAUCUCUCGAUCCGGAACUUCCACCAUGGCGAAGCCCAUUUUCGGCCGUGAAUUUCUUGACGGAAUCAUCCAUCUCCCGAUCCGAAUUCCCUUCUUCCAAUAUCCAAACCCGGAAGAUAAAGUUGUGCCACCAAUGGCAUCGCUACAACAGAGAGUUUUCCAUUUCCGGAAGGAAAAGAUUGCAGCUCUUAAAUCCAAAGCCAAUGUGCAGAUGGCAACGUGCAAGAUCUCUUCCCUCCAAGCACUCAUGGGGCAUCUUUGGGUAUCCAUAACCCGAGCUCGAGGUCUCAUUUCCAGUGCUACUGAAUAUGAAGUAAGUCAAGAAAUAACCAAGUACAUGGUAAUAGUAGGCAUGAGGCAGAGACUUCAUGUUCCAUUGUCCGAUCAAUACCUUGGAAAUGCGGUACUAUUUGGUACCGCAACAACCACUGUAGGUGAACUGCUUCAGGGUGGACUAGGCUUCGCCGCUAUGGAACUGAACAAGGUGAUAGCGUUACAGACGGAACAAGAAGUGAAGAAGUUCUUGGAGGCCUUUGUUGAGAAUCCUAGUCUACCAAAAAGAGGUGCGGUGAUGAAAAGUAAUUCGUUGUUGACGGGAAGCUCGCCGCGGUUUGAUGUGUACGGUAAUGACUUUGGUUGGGGGAGGCCGGUGGCGGUUCGAAGCGGCUCCGGUAACAAAGUUGAUGGCAAGUUGACUGUGUUUGCUGGGGCUGAAGAAGGUAGUAUUGAUUUUGAGGCUUGCCUUUCGCCUCAGACUCUGCAAGCUUUGGUGGAGGAUGAAGAGUUCAUGCAGAGUGUGGCUGUGUGA
This is a messenger RNA of Fragaria vesca subsp. vesca, 1440 nucleotides long. RefSeq lists its product as uncharacterized. The record is from RefSeq and is a predicted model, not a curated record. The transcript has a single exon. The coding region runs from base 1 to 1440 and encodes 479 amino acids. NCBI's taxonomy places the organism in Eukaryota, Viridiplantae, Streptophyta, Magnoliopsida, Rosales, Rosaceae.